CUCGACCCCAAUUAUGCUUAUUUGUCAUUCUAUUCCGUUGUGACUUUGACACAGACAGUCUUUCCCGUUCUAUUCCUGCCAAUGGCCCAUCCUGUGUCCUACUACUUCUCCCAGCGGUGGCACACCACCCCGCUGCCUCGUCUGAUCGAUGAGCUCGCUGAACUAUGUCCGGACCAGCCCAUGGUCUCUCUUCUGCGCAACAAGAACCAGCCGGGCGAAGGAUACCGUGACUACAGCAUCCAGGAGUUUUCCCGUGCUGUCAACCGCGCCGCGUGGUGGAUUGAGCAGCAUUUGGGACGCGCCCCAACCCCCUGGGCCACCCUGCAUUAUGUGGCCCCUCAAGACCUAUCGUACUUCAUCAUCACGUUGGCCGCAGUCAAGACAGGAUAUCAGACCCUGACGUGCCACCCCAGCGCAGACGUCGACACGCACCUGUCGCUCAUGGAGCACACUGACUGCCAGUUGCUGCUGUAUCCCCCCAGUGGACACACAUCGGCAAUGCAGAAGGUCAACGCUAUUCGGACCUUCAGGUCCGGACUGACAGCACUUGUCACCCCUACGCUGGAGGAGUGGCUGGCCGCUGGGGGACCCACGACUCCCGUUUACGCUUUCAAGCCAACGUUGGCAGAAGUGCUGCACGAUCCCUUCACCGUUAUCCACAGCUCUGCCUCGACGGGGCCUGCCAAGCCCAUUGUCUUCACACACGCCACCGUAUAUCUGCAGCCGGUAGGGUUCCAGAAACUACUGAAUCCGAGUCCUGUCAACUACGAGCAGUGGCGCGGCCAGCGUGUCGGGGUGCUGACGCCUCUCUCCAUCGCCGCGGGCCUGUUCCCCUUCCUGGGCAUGAACUUCUGCUUCGAUCUGACUUUGGUUCUUCCCGCCGUGACGACGGGGCCUGGUCCCUCCAUGAACGCGACGCUGAUGGACCAGCUCCUGCAACACGGCGACGUCUUUGCCUGCAUUCUGGGACCCAAGACCCUGCCCGAGACGUGCGCCACCCCGGCUUACGCCGCCAAUUUAUGCCGCGUGCGCCAGCUCGCCAUCGUCGGCGCCCCCUGCCCCCCCUACCUGGCAUCGCAAAUCACCGCGCACACCCAGAUCACGCACAUCUACGGCUCCUCCGAGUCCGGCACGCUGCCCGCCGAGGUGCUGCCCGACCCGGCCGACUGGGCCUAUCUGAAACUCAGCCCGGAUGUACCGCAUGAAUACCGCCCCGUGUGCGGGCCAUACCACGAGCUGGUGCUGUUGCGACGUCCCGACGCCCCCGCCCAGCCUGUCUUUGCCAUGUUCCGCGACUGCGACGAGUACCCCAUGGGCGAUCUGUUCGCGCGACACCCCACGCAGCCCGACUGCUGGCGCUACUGCGGCCGUCGCGCGGACCUCGUGGGCUCCCCGCCGCGGCGUUUCCUGCCCCGCGACAUGGAGUGGAUGCUGGAGGCCCAUCCCGCCGUCCGCUGGGCCUUGAUCGCCGAGGAGCGCCACGGCGGCCUUGCCCUCUUGCUGGACCUCCAGCCGGACGCGAAACGUGCGCUUCUUCCGACCGCAAAUAUCUGGGACACGCUCCAGCCGCUGCUCGACCAGGCAAACGCCUUGUGUCCUAUCCCCGCCACCCUCCGCCGCGACCUUGCAGUCUUCACUGACCCGUCUCGGCCCCUGCCGCUCAGCGUCAAGGGCAACCCACAGCGCGCCCGCUCCCUCGAGCUCUACCGGGCGGAUAUUGAGACGGUGUUCGGAUCGGUUGGGGGUGCUUACUAGGUGGUACGCUUUUGCUCUUCUUGCGAAAUGUCCCGUUCAUUUGACGACAGGGUGUGGCAAUGAAGCUUUCCGUCUGCUGCAGUGGACUUGGCCACAUGGAUGCGGCCAACUGGAAGAUCAGCCUAGGUGCAUGUUGCAUUACGAUCUGGAAUCCGAAGUCAAAAGAACGACGCAGGUGGUUUCAAUGCUCCAACACGAUGAUAUAACUUUUGCAAGGUGGUUCAGCUUAUACAGUGAUGUAAUUUUGUCCCGGAUUAUCUGGUAUCUUGUCGUGUUGACGAACCCUAACUCACGUGCUCCUCACUUGACACACCGCAUCACUUCUUCUAGGCUCUGUGGGGACU
Molecule: messenger RNA, 2099 nt
Organism: Aspergillus uvarum CBS 121591
Lineage: Eukaryota; Fungi; Ascomycota; Eurotiomycetes; Eurotiales; Aspergillaceae
Product: acetyl-CoA synthetase-like protein
Exons: 2
Coding region: 82-1755 (557 amino acids)
Source: RefSeq, a predicted model, not a curated record